CUGCCAUUUCCCCAGACACCCGGGGGGUCGGGUCCUCGGAGUUUUUUGGUUGCUAUCCCGCAGCUUUGCCAUGUGGAAACGACGGCAGGGUCGUUUCAGACCGGUGGUCUGCGGGGUGGAGGAGUUACGCUGCCGCCGGCGGGAGCGGGAGGCAGAGCUGCGGAAGGCGCGGAGGGAACAGCAGCUGAUCAGCAAGAGGCUGCUGAGAGACGACGUGCCGGAGGAAGCCGGAGAGGGCUGUGCGGCCGCCGCCCUCGGGGAAGCCGAGGUGCAGCGGUUCCUGUGGCUAGCCCAGCGUGGGACAGAGGAAAAGGAGAGAGAGGAAGCACUCGCCAGCCUUCGACGAGGCUUACAGCACCAGGAGACACAGCAAACCUUCAUUCGGCUGGAGGGCAGCAUGCGAACCCUAGUCGGCCUCCUGACCAGCAAUCGGGCCCUGCUGCAGCUGGAGGCAGCCCGGUGCCUGCAUGAGCUUUCACAUUCUGAGCAGUCCACGGUGGCCGAGGCUUGCCUACCCGCCACUUCCUACCUCCUCACCUACCUCUCUGGUCACAGUUCAGACUUCAUAGAGCUGUGUCUGUAUACACUGGGUAACCUGAUCGUGGACAGUGAGGCUGUGAGAAGGCAGCUCCUGCCGCAGGGCAUUAUUCCUGCCUUGGCUACCUGCAUGCAGUCCCCACACGUGGCUGUGCUGGAAGCCCUUGGAUAUGCCUUGUCGCAGCUCCUCCAGGCUAAGGAAGCUCCAGAGAAGAUCAUCCCCUCUGUCCUGGGCUCCACUCUCCCCCAGCACAUACUGCAGUUGUUGCAACCUGGUCCAAAGCUGAACCUUGGGGUUGCUGUGGAGUUUGCCUGGUGUCUUCACUACCUUGUCUGCAGCCAGGUCAACAAUGCUUUGCUGAUCGCUCAUGGGGCUCUGACUACUCUGGCACUGCUGCUUUUGGAGUUGGCUGCGGCCGUCCAGGGAACGGAGGAUGCAGGACUAGAGCUGCUGGCAUGCCCUGUGCUUCGGUGUCUGAGCAACCUGCUGACCGAAGUGACAGAGGAGGCUGCGGGAGAGCACCUGCAGCUCAGGGAUGAGCGGGUUGUGGUAGCCUUAUUUGUCCUCCUGCAGUUCUUCUUCCAGAAGCAGCCCAGUCUGCUGCCAGAGGGCCUCUGGUUCCUCAACAACCUUACUGCCCAUAGUCCUAGUGUCUGCACCUCUUUGCUCUCUCUGGAUCUGAUCGAGCCGCUUUUGCAACUGUUGUCAGUAUCUAAUGUGGUGAGCGUCCUGGUGCUCACAGUUCUGUGCAAUGUUGCAGAGAAGGGUCCUGCUUACAGCCAGCGGCUGUGGCCAGGGCCCCUGCUCCACUCUGUGCUGAAUGUCCUGACCUUCUCUGACACUGAAGUCGUCGGUCAGAGUUUGGAAUUGCUGCACCUGCUAUUCUUGUAUCAGCCAAAGGCCACUGAAGCCUUUGUGCAGCUUGCCGGGCUGCAGGCUCUGGAAAGGCACCAGGAGGAGGCCCAUCUGCGGGACCGGGUCCUGGCGCUCCAGCAAGCAGCUCUGCACAGGUGACCCAGCUUCCCAGUGUCACUCACUCCUCUCCAGCCCACCAACUUCUCUGUCCUCAUCCUCUGCCAGGAGAAUUGGAGCCUUUGUGUGUUUGAGAUGACAACAGGGUUUUUACACCAUCUGUUCCCACAACGAACCUAAGCUGGAACUGGAGUCUGGCUCAUUGAUUCGGGAUGAUCAGAGGGAGGGAGGGUGUUGUGGCUUUAUUUAUUCUUUUUCUUUCUUUUCUUUUUUUCUUUGGUUCAGCAGCUGAUGGUUUUUGAUGAGAAACAAUAAAGCUUUAUUUUUAUAUUA
Messenger RNA from Ochotona curzoniae (black-lipped pika), 1843 nucleotides. RefSeq names its product transmembrane and coiled-coil domains 6 (gene TMCO6). NCBI's taxonomy places the organism in Eukaryota, Metazoa, Chordata, Mammalia, Lagomorpha, Ochotonidae. The transcript is spliced from 12 exons. Gene Ontology annotation, biological process: protein import into nucleus. The coding region runs from base 71 to 1552 and encodes 493 amino acids. The record is from RefSeq and is a predicted model, not a curated record. Gene Ontology annotation, molecular function: protein binding; nuclear import signal receptor activity.